UCUUUUCUCUCGAAGCUUGCUUUUUCGCCCGAAGCCCCAAACUGCUCUGGAUACUCUGCACAACCGACAACCGACAGAUAAGUAAAGAGAGAAGGGGAAGGAACUAUUUACUAGUCAAGUAGGGAGGGGAGGAGAUGAAACAGUCCAUGCUCUUCGUCCCCAAAACCCUUUUUGGAUUCUUCGUUUUUCUCUGUUAUGAGCUCCGCAUCUCCUCUGCGAUUGUUAUUCUUAGAGGCAAGUCUUUUUCCAUUCCCUUCAUCGAUGCUCCAGCUAGAUUUGCUGUUGGUCUCAACAGGUCUGGGCUCUGUGGAGCUUUGCAUUUGGCAGAUCCUCUUGACGCAUGCUCUUUGCUUCAUAACGAUUUGAGUUCUGAACAAAUUGUCAAUGUGCCAUUCGCUUUGAUUGCCAGGGGUCAGUGCUCCUUCGAGGACAAAGUCCGUAAUGCUCAAGACGCCGGUUUUCGUGCUGCAAUUGUGUAUGAUAAUCGGGAUGUGGGAAAUUUGGUUUCCAUGAUCGGAAAUUCUGAGGGUAUAUGGGUACAUGCGGUAUUUGUUUCAAAGGCAGCAGGUGAAACCUUGAUGAAGUUUGCUCGAGGUGAAGAAGGUGAAUGUUGCAUCAGUCCUUUGUUAGAGGAGACAGCCUGGACUGUACUGGUAAUAUCCUUGAUUUCUCUUCUUGUCAUCGUAUCAGUGCUGGCAGCAUUCUUCUUCACUCGUAAUCAUCGGGGGUACCGUCAAGGUAGAUAUUACCAAUAUGCAACCCUAAGCAGUCAGAUGCUGGAAGGUCUUCCUUGCUUCACAUUCAACGCUGCAUGCCCAAGUGAACACUGCAGAGGAGACACUUGUGCUAUUUGUCUUGAAGACUAUAGGAAUGGAGAUUCCCUGAGAAUUCUCCCCUGUCAACAUGAAUUUCAUGCAAACUGUGUGGACUCAUGGCUGACAAAGUGGGGGACAUUCUGCCCAGUGUGCAAGCAAGAUGUUAUUGUAGAUGCAAUGGACUCAAGUGAGCAAAGAUCAAUACUCUCGUUGUUGAAUGCUGGAGGAUGUAAGAGCAGAGGACUGAAUGCGGAUAGAGUAAACAGCUGCAUCAGCCCACCUUUUUGUGUUUCUGUCGGUGAAACAGGAAGAUCUCGUCUUCUCUCACUCUCUUACCAACUCUUUUCCGACAUACAUAAACACCGACUACUCUUCUUCAUGGACUCUCAGAAAAGCAGCAGCUCUGCCGAUGUCGUGACAGUCGAUGUUCACGCUGCCAAGGAUCUCCUCCGUUCCGGCCACCGUUAUCUAGAUGUCAGGACAACAGAAGAGUUCAACAAGGGCCAUGUCGAAGUGGAGAAUGUUUUGAACAUUCCUUACAUGUUAUUCACCCCUGAAGGUAGGGUGAAAAACCCUCAUUUUCUAGAGCAAGUUCAAGCGGUUUGCAGCAAGGAUGGUUAUCUCGUUGUGGGCUGUCAAAGUGGGGUGAGGUCACUGCAUGCGUCUACUGAACUUCUCAAGGCUGAUUUCAAGCAUGUGAGCAACAUGGGAGGUGGAUAUGCAGACUGGGUUGAGAAAGGGUUUGCCGUGAAAAAACCGGCAGCCGAGACUGAGCUGUGAUAUGACUUGAUGAAGGUGGCGAUGCUUUCGUUUGCCAGUUUGAUAUUUAUAGUCUUGUUAUCUUCUGUAUCAGGUUGCUGCUGGUGCAAGUUUGUGUGUAACAUCCAAACAUCGAAUUAGCAGAAACAGAUUCAAUAAAAAGAAAGGUUUCUCUCCAAGUUGUGGAAAUGGGAUUAGGACUCUCUUUGAUUUCUAUUCCUCUACAAAGUACAAACAAAGAAGAGAAUAAUAAUGUAUCUGAUUCUGGCAAAUUCUCUCUAUAUAAAUUGCAGCUUGUAAUUGCUAAUUAGAAAGAGAUACUGGAGUUGGGUAUU
Messenger RNA from Nelumbo nucifera (sacred lotus), 1909 nucleotides. Its product is annotated as thiosulfate sulfurtransferase 18. The record is from RefSeq and is a predicted model, not a curated record. Lineage: Eukaryota; Viridiplantae; Streptophyta; Magnoliopsida; Proteales; Nelumbonaceae. Gene Ontology annotation, molecular function: catalytic activity.